Penicillium olsonii is the source of this 528-nucleotide messenger RNA. The record is from the annotation of a GenBank genome assembly. Lineage: Eukaryota; Fungi; Ascomycota; Eurotiomycetes; Eurotiales; Aspergillaceae.
AUGUCUGACGGAAACGCUUCCACCGGCCAGUCCUACUUGGACCAAGCCUCUGGCCUCGCCCAGCGUGCCAUGGGUACCGUGACUGGCGACUCCUCCACUCAAGGCGACGUCAAGAAAGCCGAAGGCGAAGCCAAGAACGACGCAUCCCACACAACCGCCAAGCUAGGCCCCAUCUCCGCCGACCCCAACACCGGCGCCGUCGCCAAGGACAACGAGAACCGCCCAACAGGCCAGUGGGACCAAACUCUCGGUUCUACCAAGGAGGCCAUCGGCAACGUCAUUGGCAACGAGAACCUCCGCCGCACUGGUGCUGAGCAGAACGCCGCUGGCAAGGAGCAGGAGGCUAAGGGCCAGCUCAAGGACUGGGGUGAGGGUAUCCAGAACCGCGCUCAGGGUGCUCUUGGCUCUGUGGGUGCUGCUGUUAAGGGUGAUCGUGAGAAGGAGCAGGAGUACCGCGAUCAGCAUGAUGAGGGCAAGGUGCGCCAGCGUGGUGCCGAGGCCGAUAUUGUGAAGAAGCAGGGCGAGUAA